Messenger RNA from Piliocolobus tephrosceles (Ugandan red Colobus), 1424 nucleotides. RefSeq names its product annexin A2 (gene ANXA2). Gene Ontology annotation, cellular component: cytoplasm; vesicle membrane; nucleus. The transcript has 13 exons. Gene Ontology annotation, molecular function: cytoskeletal protein binding; calcium-dependent phospholipid binding; phospholipase inhibitor activity. Gene Ontology annotation, biological process: positive regulation of receptor-mediated endocytosis involved in cholesterol transport. NCBI's taxonomy places the organism in Eukaryota, Metazoa, Chordata, Mammalia, Primates, Cercopithecidae. Bases 117 to 1136 code for a protein of 339 amino acids. The record is from RefSeq and is a predicted model, not a curated record.
CCUCGCCUAGCCGAGGGAGGAUGUGGCGGGUAUAAAAGCCCCACCCAGGCCAGCCGGCUCUGCUCGGCAUCUGGGGACGCUCUCGGCUCUCGGCGCGCGGCCCAGCUUCCUUCAAAAUGUCUACUGUUCAUGAAAUCCUGUGCAAGCUCAGCUUGGAGGGUGAUCACUCUACACCCCCAAGUGCAUAUGGGUCAGUCAAAGCCUACACCAACUUUGAUGCUGAGCGGGAUGCUUUGAACAUUGAAACAGCCAUCAAGACCAAAGGUGUGGAUGAGGUCACCAUUGUCAACAUUUUGACCAACCGCAGCAAUGCACAGAGACAGGAUAUUGCCUUCGCCUACCAGAGAAGGACCAAAAAGGAACUUGCAUCAGCACUGAAGUCAGCCUUAUCUGGCCACCUGGAGACGGUGAUUUUGGGCCUAUUGAAGACACCUGCUCAGUAUGACGCUUCUGAGCUAAAAGCUUCCAUGAAGGGGCUGGGAACCGAUGAGGACUCUCUCAUUGAGAUCAUCUGCUCCAGAACCAACCAGGAGCUGCAGGAAAUUAACAGAGUCUACAAGGAAAUGUACAAGACUGAUUUGGAGAAGGAUAUUAUUUCGGACACAUCUGGUGACUUCCGCAAGCUGAUGGUUGCCCUGGCAAAGGGUAGAAGAGCAGAGGAUGGCUCUGUCAUUGACUAUGAACUGAUUGACCAAGAUGCCCGGGAUCUCUAUGACGCUGGAGUGAAGAGGAAAGGAACUGAUGUUCCCAAGUGGAUCAGCAUCAUGACCGAGCGGAGCGUGCCCCACCUCCAGAAAGUAUUUGAUAGGUACAAGAGCUACAGCCCUUACGACAUGUUGGAGAGCAUCAGGAAAGAGGUCAAAGGAGACCUGGAAAAUGCUUUCCUGAACCUGGUCCAGUGCAUUCAGAACAAACCCCUGUAUUUUGCUGACCGGCUGUAUGACUCCAUGAAGGGCAAGGGGACUCGAGAUAAGGUCCUCAUCAGAAUCAUGGUCUCCCGCAGUGAAGUGGACAUGUUGAAAAUUAGGUCUGAAUUCAAGAGAAAGUACGGCAAGUCCCUGUACUAUUACAUCCAGCAAGACACUAAGGGCGACUACCAGAAAGCGCUGCUGUACCUGUGUGGUGGAGACGACUGAAGCCCGACACAGCCUGAGCGUCCAGAAAUGGUGCUCGCCAUGCUUCCAGCUAACAGGUCUAGAAAACCAGCUUGCGACUAACAGUCCCUGUGAGGGUGACAUUAGCAUUGCCCCCAACCUCAUUUUAGUUGCCUAAGCAUUGCCUGGCCUUCCUGUCUAGUCUCUCCUGUAAGCCAAAGAAAUGAACAUUCCAAGGAGCUGGAAGUGAAGUCUAUGAUGUGAAACACUUUGCCUCCUGUGUACUGUGUCAUAAACAGAUGAAUAAACUGAAUUUGUACUUUAGAAACA